AUGUGCAGGGUCGCGAUCACCAUCCCGUCGCUCGUCUGCCUGCGCCGCGCCGUGCGGCGGUGGCGGUCCCGCACUGCCGCAGCGCGGGCCGCCUCCCCGCGCUCCGGAAAGAAUGGAGACGCCACGGUGCCGGCGGGGCACGUGGCGGUGUGCGUCGGGGGCACCGGCAGCGGCGAAGGCUCGACGGGGCCGAGGCGGUUCGUGGUGCGGCUGGCGCACCUCACCCACCCGGCGUUCCUGGAGCUGCUCCAGCAAGCGGAGGAGGAGUACGGCUUCCCGGCCGCGUCCGGCCCCAUCGCGCUCCCCUGCGACGAGGACCACUUCCUCGACGUCCUCCACCGCGUGUCCUCGGCCUCCUCGUGCUGCUGCGGCCCGGCCGUCACGCGGCGCGGGCGCGGCGACGCGCGGCCGCUGCUGCAGGGGAUGGCCGUCGAGAAGCUCGUCUGGUGAUGCACCGUCCAACGGCGAGCUGGCGAUUCGUUUGAAUCGUGCAAGACUGCGAGCACACGUGGAAACAAGCCGGCAGCGGCAGCUAGCGCGCGGGAGAAAGGCGAAAGCGACUCGCCCGGCUGGCGCUGCCGGGAAGACCGUGCUAGCGGUGGGGCAUCGGAGUAGAGGGGGCGUCCUCUCCUCCCGUGCUCUGCGUAAAGGCGAUGGCCGUGAGGGCAAAUGGGGAAGGCACGGACAUUGUAAUUUGUAAACAACAGCAGUUCUUGUAUGGAUUGUUUAGGAGCAAGUAGAUGAGUAGGAAUUGGUUGAAGGGGGUAAUUUUUUUGGUAUUCUUCUCUCUGUGAUAACUCUGUCGAUUGGGAGUUAAAAAAAACACCGAUCGAUUGCGCAACUCUU
Panicum hallii is the source of this 846-nucleotide messenger RNA. Its product is annotated as auxin-induced protein X10A-like. NCBI's taxonomy places the organism in Eukaryota, Viridiplantae, Streptophyta, Magnoliopsida, Poales, Poaceae. Gene Ontology annotation, biological process: response to auxin. The transcript has a single exon. Bases 1 to 450 code for a protein of 149 amino acids. The record is from RefSeq and is a predicted model, not a curated record.